This is a messenger RNA of Penicillium argentinense, 2664 nucleotides long. RefSeq names its product putative alpha-glucosidase (gene agdC). Gene Ontology annotation, biological process: carbohydrate metabolic process. The record is from RefSeq and is a predicted model, not a curated record. Gene Ontology annotation, molecular function: hydrolase activity, hydrolyzing O-glycosyl compounds; carbohydrate binding. NCBI's taxonomy places the organism in Eukaryota, Fungi, Ascomycota, Eurotiomycetes, Eurotiales, Aspergillaceae. The coding region runs from base 1 to 2664 and encodes 887 amino acids. The transcript has 6 exons.
AUGCGGGUGUCGCUCUUCCUAGCUUCCAUCGCGGGAGCUGCUACAGCUGUAGCUUCCACCAACGACGAGUGUCCCGGCUAUACAGCUACCAAUGUCAACCAGCAGGGCUCGACUCUAACGGCAGACCUCACUCUUGCGGGUGAUCACUGUGAUUCUUACGGCACAGACCUGGAGAACCUCAAGCUUCUGGUGGAGUACCAGACUGAUGACCGUCUCCAUGUCAUGAUCUACGACGCCGACGAAGAGGUCUACCAAGUCCCCGAGUCGGUCGUUCCUCGCCCCAACAGCCGCGGGGACCACGACCAGGAAACCUCGAACCUCCGCUUUGACUACGAGCCCGAGCCGUUCUCCUUCCGAGUUCUGCGCAACGAUCAAGUUCUGUUCGACACCUCGGACACGAACAUCAUCUUCCAAUCGCAGUACCUGAAUCUCCGCACCUGGCUCCCCAAGGACCCGAACCUGUAUGGACUGGGCGAGCACAUCGACACGCUGCGCAUGCCCACGAAGAACUACACGCGCACCUUGUGGAACCGCGAUGCGUACGGUGUGCCCGAGCACACGAAUCUGUACGGUGCUCACCCCGUAUAUGUGGAUCACCGAGGUGACGCGGGUGCUCACGGUGUCUUCUUCUUGAACUCCAAUGGCAUGGACAUCAAGAUCGACGUGGACGAUGAGGGCCGCCAGUAUCUCGAGUACAACACGCUGGGAGGCGUCCUGGACUUUUAUUUUAUAGCUGGCCCCAGUCCGAAGGAGGUCAGCAAGCAAUAUGCGGAGGUUGUGGGUCGGCCUGCUAUGCAGAGCUACUGGACCUUUGGUUUCCACAACUGCCGGUACGGAUACCAGGAUGUCUACGACGUCGCCGAAGCCGUCUACAACUACAGUCGUGCCCAUAUCCCUCUGGAAACCAUGUGGACGGACAUUGACUACAUGAGUGGACGAAGGGUCUUCACACUGGACGAUGAGCGGUUCCCACUGGGAAAGGUGAGGGAGCUGGUUCGCCAUCUCCACCAGAAGCACCAGCACUACAUUGUGAUGGUGGAUCCAGCUGUCAGUGACAGCGACAAUGAUGCGUUUCACCGCGGCGAGGAAGAGGGUAUCUUCCUGUAUCGCGACGACGAACUGUACCGCGGCGGCGUCUGGCCUGGCGUGACGGUCUACCCCGACUGGUUCAACCCGGACACGCAGGGCUACUGGAACAGCGAGUUCAAGGAGUUCUUCAGCAGCCACGACGGCGUCGACAUUGACGGACUAUGGAUCGACAUGAACGAAGCUGCCAACUUCUGCCCCUGGCCCUGCGAGGACCCAGAGCAGUACGCCAAGGUCAACGAUCUCCCCCCGGCCCCGCCGGCCGUACGCUCGCCUCCGCGUCCGAUCCCCGGAUUCCCUGCCGACUUCCAGCCGCCCAAGUCGCACCGACGAUCUGAUAACAAGCGUCGGAGUGAUGACGGCGGCAAGAAGGCUGGACUGCCGGGUCGUGAUCUGAUCAACCCACCCUACCAAAUUGCCAAUGCGGCUGGAUCGAUUAGCAACAAGACGAUUGAUACUGACCUUGUCCAUGCUGGGAAGGGCUAUGUUGAGUAUGAUACUCACAACCUGUACGGAACGAUGAUGAGCUCUGCCUCUCGCGAGGCCAUGCUUCACCGUCGACCUGGCAAGCGUCCCCUCGUCAUCACCCGCAGCACCUUCGCGGGCGCGGGCGCCCACGUCGGCCACUGGCUCGGUGACAACCUCAGUCAGUGGGACAAGUACCGCUCAUCGAUCGCACAAAUGCUUGCCUUUGCAUCGAUCUUCCAGGUGCCCAUGGUCGGCUCUGAUGUCUGUGGCUUCGGCGGCAACACAACGGAAGAGCUCUGCGCCCGCUGGGCCAUGCUGGGUGGCUUCUACCCCUUCUACCGGAACCACAACGAGAUCACCUCGAUUCCGCAGGAGUUCUACCGGUGGCCGAGCGUGGCCGAGGCAGCACGCAAGAUCAUCGACAUCCGCUACCGUCUCCUGGACUACCUGUACACUGCCUUCCACCGGCAAACCCUGACGGGCGAGCCCUUCCUUCAACCGCUGUUCUACGUCUACCCGGGCGACCACCAGACCUUCUCGAACGACCUGCAGUUCUUCUACGGCGACUCGAUCCUCGUCUCGCCCGUUACAGACCAAGGAAAGACCAGCGUCGACGCCUACUUCCCCGACGACCUCUUCUACGACUGGUUCACCGGUAAGAAAGUAGAUGGCCACGGAAAGGUCCAGCGCCUGGACCGGAUCAGCACGACCGACAUCCCGAUCCACAUCCGCGGGGGCAGCAUCCUGCCGCUGCGCAGCAAGAGCGCCAUGACCACGACGGAGCUCCGGCGCCGCGGCUUUGAGAUCGUCGUUGCGCCGAGUCGGGACGGCUAUGCGCACGGCGAGCUGUACCUGGACGACGGCGAGUCAUUGAAGCCGGCCAGCAGCUCGCUGGUGCUGUUUGAGUACCAUGAGGAUAAACUGACGAUCCGCGGCGAGUUUGGCUACCAGGCGAACGUGGUGAUUGAGUCGGUGACUGUGCUGGGCCAGACCGAGGGUGGUCGUCGCAAGCGGGAAACCUUUACUGGUGGCUCGUUCAAUACGACGCAGGAGAGCGUUACCAAGCAGGUGCACAUUGUGCUGGACGGGCCUGCGGUGGUGGAAUUCUAA